AAUCACUCGGCAUUGCCAUUAGCGGUGGCGGUGAUGCUUGUCUUCGUCAUCGUCCACAUCUCGUUGAUGCGUGCUGCCGACUGCCGAGUGUCACCGAAUCCUUAAUAAAUACUCCUCCUCGCCACCUUCGUCUCCUCCUAUCCCCGAUUCGCACAGCCAAUCUCUUCUUGCUUCCUCCUCCUCCUCCUCCAGCCGCCGCCGCCGACGACGAUUCUUGGUAGAGAGAUUCUUGCGUUGUUUUACCUGCGUCUUGUUCUUCUUGGGAGUUGGGUGGAUCGAUUGAUCGAGGUUUUGGAGGUUGGAAGAAGUGUGUGUUGUGGUGGGGGGUUUGUAGAGAGAGAGAGGGCAAAGGCACGCAAAGAGGGAGAGAGUGAGGAGAGAUGGCGGCGGAGGGAGGGAGGUGUCAGAAGAGCUACUUCGACGUGCUGGGGAUUUGCUGCCCGUCGGAGGUUCCCCUCGUCGAGAAGCUUCUGCAGCCGCUGGAGGGCGUCCAGAAGGUCACCGUGAUCGUUCCCUCCAGGACGGUCAUCGUCGUCCACGACGUCGACGCCAUCUCCCAAUCCCAAAUCGUCAAGGCGCUGAAUCAGGCAAGGUUGGAGGCGUCGGUUCGGGCUUAUGGGAACGGCAGUGAGAAGAUCACCAACAAAUGGCCGAGCCCGUAUGUUCUCCUCUGCGGACUUCUUCUGGUCGUGUCGCUGUUCGAGCAUUUCUGGCACCCGCUCAAGUGGUUCGCGCUGGUGGCUGCGGCCGCCGGCUUGCCGCCGAUCGUGCUGAGGAGCAUUGCGGCCAUCCGGAGACUCACCCUGGAUGUCAACAUACUCAUGCUGAUUGCUGUUGCUGGAGCAAUAGCUCUCAAGGACUAUUCUGAGGCUGGGUUCAUCGUCUUCCUCUUCACUACAGCUGAAUGGCUUGAGACUAGGGCCAGCCACAAGGCCACCGCUGGGAUGUCAGCUCUAAUGAGCAUGGCACCACAAAAGGCUAUUCUGGCAGAGACCGGGGAGGUGGUUGCAGCCCGGGAUGUGAAGGUCAAUACAGUAAUUGCUGUCAAGGCAGGGGAAGUCAUUCCAAUCGACGGUGUUGUUGUUGAUGGACGUAGUGAGGUCGACGAGAGCACCCUCACGGGGGAGUCCUUCCCAGUGUCCAAGCAGCCAGACUCCCAGGUCUGGGCUGGCACACUCAACAUUGACGGUUACAUUGCUGUGAGGACGACUGCUAUGGCUGACAACUCCGCGGUGGCCAAAAUGGCAAGGUUGGUUGAAGAAGCACAAAACAGCAGAUCCAGUACACAGAGGCUGAUCGACACGUGUGCUAAGUAUUACACACCUGCGGUCGUUGUCAUGGCAGGAUCAGUAGCAGCAAUUCCUGCAAUAGCGAAAGCACAUAACCUUAAGCACUGGUUCCAAUUGGCUCUAGUUCUUCUAGUGAGUGCUUGUCCAUGUGCACUGGUACUGUCCACACCCAUUGCCACCUUCUGCGCGCUACUAAGGGCCGCAAGGACAGGGCUGCUCAUCAAAGGAGGAGAUGUCCUGGAAUCCUUGGCUAGCAUCAAAGUUGCAGCUUUUGACAAAACUGGUACAAUUACUAGAGGAGAGUUCAGUGUUGAGGAGUUCCAGCCAGUUGGUGAACGUGUUUCAUUGCAACAACUUCUUUACUGGGUCUCGAGCGUUGAGAGCAGAUCAAGUCACCCCAUGGCAUCUGUCCUGGUUGAUUAUGCUCAAUCAAAGUCUGUGGAACCAAAAUCAGAGAAUGUUAGUGAAUUCCAAAUAUAUCCUGGUGAGGGGAUUUAUGGUGAAAUCGACGGAGCAGGCAUAUAUAUUGGGAACAAAAGAAUUUUGUCAAGAGCUUCAUGCGAAACAGUUCCGGACAUGAAAGAUAUGAAAGGAGUUACCAUUGGAUAUGUGGCAUGUAACAAUGAAUUGAUUGGAGUAUUCACUCUAUCGGAUGCCUGCCGAACUGGAUCAGCUGAGGCCAUCAAGGAACUGAGAUCACUGGGCAUUAAGUCAGUGAUGCUUACAGGUGAUAGUAGCGCUGCUGCCACAUAUGCACAGAAUCAGCUGGGAAAUAUCCUUGCUGAGGUUCAUGCUGAACUUCUUCCAGAGGACAAAGUGAGAAUUGUUGGUGAACUCAAGGAAAAAGAUGGCCCUACGCUGAUGGUUGGUGAUGGCAUGAAUGAUGCCCCGGCAUUGGCUAAAGCUGAUGUUGGAGUCUCUAUGGGUGUAUCUGGUUCAGCUGUUGCAAUGGAGACAAGCCACGUUGCUCUGAUGUCAAAUGACAUCCGCAGGAUUCCAAAGGCUGUCCGGCUGGCAAGGAGGACGCAUCGGACAAUCAUCGUGAACAUCAUAUUCUCGGUGAUUACGAAGCUUGCAAUCGUUGGGCUUGCAUUUGCCGGACAUCCACUUAUCUGGGCAGCCGUCCUUGCAGAUGUUGGCACAUGCUUGCUGGUGAUCAUGUACAGCAUGCUGUUGCUGAGAGAGAAGGACAGUCGAAAGGCGAAGAAAUGUGCUGCUUCUCAUCACGGAUCUCCAAAGAAGUGCUGUUCUUCUUCUCAUCAUGGAUCUCAUGCAAAGAAAAAUCAUGGCGUUUCCCACCAUUGUUCGGAUGGUCCGUGCAAAUCAAUGGUCAGUUGCAAAGAAUCAUCAGUUGCAAAGAAUGCUUGUCAUGAUCACCACCAUGAGCAUAACCAUCACGAAGAGCCAGCCCACAAGCAUUCUUCGAACCAGCAUGGUUGCCAUGAUCACAGCCAUGGCCAUAGCAACUGCAAAGAGCCAAGCAACCAGCUGAUUACAAACAAGCAUGCUUGCCAUGAUGGUCAUAACCACUGCGCAGAUACGAGCAAUCUGCACGACACCAAGAAGCAUGACUGCCAUGGCCAUGAGCAUAGCACCUGCAAAGAAGAACUCAACGCUUUGCCUCCCACCAAUGACCAUGCUUGCCAUGGCCAUGAACAUAGCCACUGUGAAGAACCCGUUGCUCUGCACUCUACCGGCGAACAUGCUUGCCAUGAGCAUGAGCAUGAGCAUAUCCACUGUGACGAGCCAAUCGGCUCGCAUUGCGCUGAUAAGCAUGCUUGCCAUGACCAUGAACAGGUUCAUGAGCAUCAUUGCUGUGAUGAACAGCAAACUCCGCACACCGCAGAUUUGCACCCCUGCCAUGACCAUGACCAUGACAACCUGGAGGUCGAGGAAGUAAAGGACUGCCAUGCUGAACCACCUCACCACCACAACCAUUGCUGCCAUGAACCUCAUGAUCAGGUCAAGAAUGAUACUCAUCCAGUCCAGGAGCACUCGAUCUCGAUCGAAGAAUCAUCAGACCACCAUGAGCAUCACCACAACGAAGAACACAAAGCCGAAGAUUGCGGACAUCAUCCGAAGCCGAAAGAUUGUGCUCCACCUCCAACUGACUGCAUCAGCAGAAACUGUUGCAGCAAUACCAGCAAAGGUAAAGACAUUUGCUCGAGCUUGCACAGGGAUCAUCAUACCAGCCAGGCCAGCCGGUGCUGCAGGAGCUAUGUGAAAUGCUCCAGGCCCAGCAGGAGUUGCUGCAGCCACAGCAUAGUGAAGCUGCCUGAGAUCGUAGUGGAGUAGUAGGAAAUUCAGCAAUGUCUGCACAUAUCAUCAGAAAAUAUAGCAACCUCGUCAUCGGCGAAAUGUAGAAAAAGCCGAUGCUGCUAUGCGUUUGAUCUUUUUUUUUUUAGUCGUGCUGCUUUUGCUUCAGCUAAAGAAAAAAAUGUUGUUUGUAGAGGUGUCUGGUUUUGAGACGAAGCAGGUGUUUGAAUCAUGAAAUGUAUAAGCCUGCUUUGUGGUUUUCUUUCCCGGUUGUGAUCGAGGCAUCAUCUCCUGUAAGAAUCUGAGAAGGUGCAUGAAAUCUGCCAUUUCUGGGAGCGGGAGGACUAGCUGGUGCUGGGAUUAACUUGCUUCCAAAAACUCUUUAGAUUUUGAAACA
Messenger RNA from Oryza sativa Japonica Group (Japanese rice), 3942 nucleotides. Lineage: Eukaryota; Viridiplantae; Streptophyta; Magnoliopsida; Poales; Poaceae. The record is from RefSeq and is a predicted model, not a curated record.